This is a messenger RNA of Verruconis gallopava, 2139 nucleotides long. RefSeq lists its product as uncharacterized. The transcript has a single exon. The coding region runs from base 1 to 2139 and encodes 712 amino acids. The record is from RefSeq and is a predicted model, not a curated record. NCBI's taxonomy places the organism in Eukaryota, Fungi, Ascomycota, Dothideomycetes, Venturiales, Sympoventuriaceae.
AUGAACGGAAUCACAGAUCUGAACGAGAUAUCUGAGGCUCUUGGACUGGCAUGGACGGUUUAUGAGCAGGGAUGGCCUCAAGAUCAGUCGCCAAAUCCACAACUUUCGAGAUUUGGAGAAGAGAUACGACAGCUGGCCGUGGGUCUUGGUAAUUUGAUCCGGGUCAUAGAGAAUGCACGAAUUUGCUAUCAGCAACAUGCGAUUCGGUCUCCUACAUACCGCGGCAACAGCGUGCAAAGAGCUUGGAACCUCGUUUCGCUGCACGAAAUAUGUGGCAUGUUCAAAGCGACAAUUUCCGAAUGCGAAAGAAUACUUGUACAAAAUUGGGACUGUUUCCGAGGCGACACAUCGGCAUACAGUGAAGAGUGGAUAAUGGUUAUGAAACCAAAAGUAGAGGAAUUGUGCCAGCGUCUUCGCAUCCAUAACGUGAAACUCUCUAUGGUACUGAAGCCACUGGAGACGAAGUUGUUGGCCGAAGUGCAGCAGGAAUUCGCAAUCGCAACUCAAUACACACGUCCUAUGAGUGGAUGGUUCACAACAUUCCAGCUCCAAGGCCUAGUUGUUCUCAAUCUUCAAAAGAGUCUCCAAGAGUACAGAGAGCAACAAACCAUUUGCUUUGAGAUCUCGAAAGAGCUGGAAUCCCAGCUGCGCAUUGCUUUGGAGCAAUCAAAACCAGAGCUGAAGAAUCCAGCAACUCUCCGAAUAUGUUCUGCGGUCGAUUUAAUCAUCGAGUAUUUUGAUCAAAGCACUCGAGGAUUCACACCGGGAAAUUUCGUCAACGAGCGCAAGCCUAGUCCAAGGCAAUAUAUCAACCUUUUAAAUUCUUUGCUUAUUUUCCAACUGAUCCAACAGUCGCACGAGCUCAGAUUGCCCAUGAAAGAUUCAAUAUGGCCAUUCUUCGUCGCUGAGCUGGGGAUGACAUUGCGAUUGGAGUGCCAAAGAUUCUCCAGUCAAAGUCCAGACAGGCUGCUUACUCCAGAUCUUCUCAGCGUCCAGAGAGAAUUAAAUGGACCUAGAGAGGCUAAGUUAAGCAAAGAGGACGUGUCGAAACUAAUGUCGCCACAUUUCAAGACCUUCUCGCAUCCGGUUUUAACUGUGGCGCUUCCUAGCACGCGUGACGGCGUGGUGCGUCAGCUCUCUGUCUCUCGCGUUGACAUGACUAAGCUACACCUUGUUGAAUCGGUACAUGAGGAUCGUAAUCCUCAUGCACCAUUAGGAGAGAUCGUCAUGGACAUUGACCUUGCUUCUAUUCAAUUAACACCAAUUUAUGCAACACCAAGCUCCCGACCAAGACCUUUAGAGGUCCUGCUUCAUACAGCCACAGGACAGCUGAAUCCAUCUUUCAACGAAGUGAAGCACAUUUAUCGUCUGCAACAUCUUUUGACGGGAUACAAGGUCUAUGACAGGUAUGAUCAAGCGAUGGUAAAGGUUAGCUUCUUCAUUUCCGGCCAGAGUAGUCCGCUAGAGGAGCAUGGUCGCAUCCAGCUGUGGCUUCCUCAGCCCUACAAUGAAGGCGACAAGUCUAAGGAUGCACCGAAUGGAGACAUACAGAGCCAAAGCCUGGGUUCGACCGUCCCAAAUGCCUCAGCACCCUUCUCCCAGCAGAAUCCAGAUUCAAAAUUCAAACGUUCUGGCUCUCUACGUAAGUGGAUACCAGGGUUAAGAAAGGCUUCAAGCGGUCCUGAAUGCUCUGGACGUACGGACAUACCUGUUUCAAAAGAUUCGAGCGACGAAAAUAAGUCCGCGACUAUUUCGUACACGCGAGCUGCAUCAACAUGUUUGCGAGCAGUUCAGCCGUGUCCCAAUUCAUCUGACCCUCACGAGCUUCCUAGCGAGACAUCGGAACUCUAUCCCUCACGCUCUUCACAUGAGCUUAAAAAUAACAGCAUGUAUUCCAGAGAUUUGAUGAAUGUGUCACCAGCCAUUCAAAGCAGUUGGCAUUCAUAUGAUCAUCAUAUCAGCUCACAUCUGCCAUACACUGUAGAUGAUCUUCCAGAGAUAGCUGAAGCACCAUUUCAACAAUCACAGGUCGUCGGACAAUCCCCAUCACCUGACGGAGGUCUACAAAGAGACCUUGAACAGCCUGCAGAAAGUCCAUGGCCAUAUUCUCCAGAUUCUCUUCCCUCGCCAUCACCAUAG